This is a messenger RNA of Sphaerulina musiva SO2202, 1383 nucleotides long. RefSeq names its product TFIIH basal transcription factor complex, subunit SSL1. Gene Ontology annotation, cellular component: transcription factor TFIIH holo complex; transcription factor TFIIH core complex. Bases 1 to 1383 code for a protein of 460 amino acids. Lineage: Eukaryota; Fungi; Ascomycota; Dothideomycetes; Mycosphaerellales; Mycosphaerellaceae. Gene Ontology annotation, molecular function: zinc ion binding. Gene Ontology annotation, biological process: DNA-templated transcription; regulation of transcription by RNA polymerase II; nucleotide-excision repair. The transcript has 2 exons. The record is from RefSeq and is a predicted model, not a curated record.
AUGGCCGAUUCAGACCACGAGUACGACGAGGAUGAUGAUCUCCAGGUCAAUGGCGAUGGCACAGGCAAAGGUCGAACCUUGGCGUCGCGUCCGAAAGCAAGAGCUUUGGCGAGAUGGGAAGAAGGAGCCACUGGAACUGGUGAUCUCCGUCAAGGGGCAGAUGGAAACCUAUUGGAGGUGCUGGGUGGCAUUGAAGAAGCCGCAAAAAGGAAACGGCUUGUCAAAGACACUACGCCUCUUCAGCGUGGCAUCAUUCGACAUACAAUUCUAAUUUUGGAUCUUUCAUUGGCGAUGAUGGAGAAGGAUCUGCGUCCUACUCGAUUACUUCUGACCCUCACAUAUGUAAUUGCGUUCAUCCGCGAAUACUUCGAGCAAAACCCCAUCUCACAGCUUGGAAUCCUUGGCAUGCGGGAAGGACUGGCCAUUCGAGUCAGCGACAUGUCUGGCAAUCCAAAUGACCACAUCAACGCCAUCAAAGCACUUCGAAGUACGGAUCCUAAGGGGAACCCAUCACUGCAGAACGCGCUCGAGAUGGCGCGAGCAGCCCUCUACCACACCCCAUCGCACGGCACGCGUGAAGUAGCGAUAAUCCUCGGAGCCCUACAUACCUCGGAUCCUGGAGACAUUCAUGACACCAUCAAAGCCUGUAUCAAAGACAAAAUACGCGUGAACAUCAUCGGUUUAGCGGCUCAAAUGUUCAUAUGUGCCGAGAUCUGUCGAAAGACAAACCAAGGCGACACGAACUGCUACAAUGUCGCAGUUGACGAGGUCCACUACCGUGAAUUGCUCAUGUCAAUCACGACACCACCUGUGGUGCGUGCUUCGGACGUUGAAGCGCAGAAGCGAAACCAAGCUGCACUAUUAAUGAUGGGCUUUCCGUCAAGAAUCGUCGAAGAAAAGGCAACACUGUGUGCUUGUCAUGGUAAUCUCACCAGAGGUGGUUACCUUUGCAGCAGAUGCAAAGCGAAAGUCUGCAACCUCCCAGCUACAUGUCCGACGUGUGAGCUCACGCUUAUCCUCUCCACGCAUCUCGCGAGAUCAUACCACCAUCUUUUCCCCCUGCAGAACUGGGACGAGGUCUCUUGGAAACGAGCCCAACAAAAGAGAAGCGUGCAGUGCUUCGGAUGCCAAUCUCCAUUUCCUGCACUAUCUGGCGGAAUAGACGGAGUCGAUGGCUCUGCAAAUGGACACAGCCGGCCCAAACGGGCAGAAGGCGCAUCUGAGUCAUCCCGGUAUGAGUGCUCGACUUGCCAGCAGCAUUUUUGCAUUGAUUGCGAUGUGUUUUGUCAUGAGGUGGUUCACAAUUGCCCCGGCUGUCAAAGCAACGCUCAUUUGCCAGGUAUCGAGAACGGGGCGGCCGAAAUGGAGGUUGCGCCAAGUUGA